CCUAGCGCCAGAAGGAUGAUGAUGCGGGAGGAGAAGCAGCAGCAGGAGGAGGAGAAGUCGGCUGUGGCGGUGGCGGCAAAAAAGCUUUAGCUGCGGAGUGCGGGCUCUCCUUCCUUCCCUGCUUCCUCCCCUUAUGGCAGGGGCUGCUCUUUCCUCCUCUUCCUCCGUCCUCCCUCCUCCUUUGGAUCCCCGGAGGAAACUCUUAGGAUCGCGCGCAGAAGAGCUGCCUCAGCUGCUGCGGCUUCUUCCUCCCCUCGCGUCAUGCCGGGACGCCUCCUUCGCCUCCUCGGCUGCCGGCUUUGCGGCUUCCUGCUAGACUCCCCGGGAUGCUAAGGCAGCCUCCGACCCCUCCGUCAGCCUGGAGAGAAGAGAGCCCGACCCGCUUCGGGGGGCGCUCGGCCUCUGCUUGAGCCUCGGCGGAGCCAUGGGCUGGCCAGAAGCCUCUCCGGCCCGGCAGUGCAGCGGAGGAGGCGGCUGGACCUUGAGCGACUGCUUGUGCUGGUUCCUCCUGCCCGGGAUGGUCUUCUUCCUGGCCCGCCCGGCCAAGCUGGCCGCUUUCCCUACCUCCUUAAGCGACUGCCAAACGCCCACCGGGUGGAAUUGCUCCGGUUACGAUGACAGAGAAAACGAUCUCUUUCUCUGUGACACCAAUACCUGUAAAUUCGAUGGGGAGUGCUUAAGAAUCGGAGACACCGUGACUUGUGUCUGUCAGUUCAAGUGCAACAGCGACUACGUACCUGUGUGUGGCUCCAAUGGCGAUACUUAUCAAAAUGAAUGCUACUUGAGACAGGCUGCUUGCAAACAGCAAAGCGAAAUACUCGUGAUGUCAGAAGGAUCAUGUGCCACUGAUGCAGGCUCUGGAUCUGGAGAUGGAGGCAGCGAAGGUUCUGGAGAAACUGUUCAAAAAGAAACCUCCACCUGUGACAUUUGUCAGUUUGGGGCAGAGUGUGAUGAAGACGCAGAGGAUGUCUGGUGCGUGUGCAACAUUGACUGUUCUCAAACGAACUUCAAUCCACUCUGUGCUUCCGAUGGGAAAUCUUAUGAUAAUGCAUGUCAGAUUAAAGAAGCAUCAUGCCAGAAACAGGAGAAAAUUGAAGUCAUGUCUUUGGGCCGGUGUCAAGAUAACACAACCACCACUACAAAGUCAGAAGAUGGGCAUUAUGCAAGAACAGAUUACGCAGAAAAUGCAAACAAAUUGGAAGAAAGUGCCAGAGGGAUCUACAUUCCUUGUCCAGAACAUUAUAAUGGUUUCUGCAUGCAUGGAAAAUGUGAACACUCGGCUAAUAUGCUGGAACCAUCUUGCAGGUGUGAUGCAGGCUACACUGGACAACACUGUGAAAAGAAAGACUAUAGUGUUUUAUACGUAGUUCCAGGCCCUGUACGAUUUCAGUAUGUCUUAAUAGCAGCCGUGAUUGGGACUAUCCAGAUCGCUAUCAUCUGUGUGGUGGUCCUCUGCAUUACAAGGAAAUGUCCCCGGAGCAACCGAAUCCACAGGCAGAAGCAAAACACAGGGCACUACAGUUCAGACAACACAACCAGAGCAUCGACCAGGUUAAUUUAAAAGAGCGCAUGUUUCCACAAUGGCAAAAGUAAGCUGCAGAGAGCUUGGACUUUACAAAAUACAGUAUUAUAGACAAAAGAUCUACACAUGUUGCCUUGCAUUUGUGGUAAUCUACACCAAUGAGAAGAAGAAAAACAUGUACUACAGCUAUAUUUGAUUAUGUAUGGAUAUAUUUGAAAUAGUAUACAUUGUCUUGAUGUUUUUUUCUGUAAUGUAAAUAAACUAUUUAUAUCACACAAUAUAGUUUUUUCUUUUUCAUGUAUUUGUUAUAUAUAAUAAAUACUCAGUGAUGAGAAAAA
Anolis carolinensis (green anole) is the source of this 1860-nucleotide messenger RNA. RefSeq names its product transmembrane protein with EGF like and two follistatin like domains 2 (gene tmeff2). Gene Ontology annotation, molecular function: protein binding. NCBI's taxonomy places the organism in Eukaryota, Metazoa, Chordata, Lepidosauria, Squamata, Anolidae. The transcript is spliced from 10 exons. The record is from RefSeq and is a predicted model, not a curated record. Bases 425 to 1561 code for a protein of 378 amino acids.